Messenger RNA from Anoplophora glabripennis (Asian longhorned beetle), 765 nucleotides. RefSeq names its product putative glucose-6-phosphate 1-epimerase. The transcript has a single exon. Gene Ontology annotation, molecular function: carbohydrate binding; isomerase activity. The record is from RefSeq and is a predicted model, not a curated record. Gene Ontology annotation, biological process: carbohydrate metabolic process. Bases 1 to 765 code for a protein of 254 amino acids. NCBI's taxonomy places the organism in Eukaryota, Metazoa, Arthropoda, Insecta, Coleoptera, Cerambycidae.
AUGCAGCAGAACUUCGACAAUAUUAGCACAAUUCAUCCUCAGAAAAUCGUCGUCUUAGACCGCGGCGAUUACACAUCGUGCACGUUAAAUCUCCACGGCGCCACCGUAACCUCCUGGAGGAUAAAGAACCAGGAGAUGGUCUUCGUCAGUCGGCAGUCCCACUUCACGGGAUUGUCCCAUAUUCGAGGUGGCAUUCAGUUCGUAUUCCCCGUGAUGGGUUCGUGGAUAUUCGGCCCCAACCACGGAUUCGCCAGGGACUUGCCCUGGGACUUGGAAGAAGGUCCCAAUAAAACGGACACCGGUGACGUCUAUGCCAUCAUCAGACUCACUGCGAACCCAUACACGAACGCCUUGUGGGCGUACAAGUUCAAGUUGUACUACAAGAUCACGCUUUACGAGUACAAGAUCGUUUUUAACAUAGGCGUAGAAAAUAUCAGCGAAAUCUACCCGUUUGAAUUCAAUAUCAUGCAACAUUCAUUGAUGAGGGUCCCGGAUGUGACCAAGUGCGAAUUUAUUGGAUUUAAAAACUGUAGAUACAAAGAUUGUUUGAAGAACAAUGAAAUGAUGAAGGAGGAGAGGGAGAAAGUUACGAUUUCCGAGCACACGGACAGGAUUUACAUAAAUGCGCCCAACCAGGUGGUGGUCACAAAUGUGAUGAAAGGUGGGUCACUGAAAAUUGUGAAGAAGAGGACCAGGGAUAUUAAUCUGUGGAAUCCGUGGACAGAAAAGUCUUUAACAAUACCCGAUUUAGGUAACAACCGGUAA